AUGUCUCUGACAAAUGGCCAUUGUGUGAGCGAAGAAACUUGGGAGUGUCACAACAAGAUGAUGCUGGAACCUCUUGCUGUCAAUGACGCUGAGGUUUUCUCAAUCAUAAAGAAGGAGAAACACCGGCAGACGUAUGGCCUGGAGCUGAUUGCAUCAGAAAAUUUUGCAAGCAGAGCUGUUUUAGAAGCACUGGGAUCUUGUAUGAACAACAAGUAUUCAGAAGGUUACCCUGGUCAGAGGUACUAUGGUGGUACAGAACAUGUGGAUGAGCUUGAAAGACUCUGUCAGCUUAGAGCACUGGAGGCCUUUGGUCUAAACUCUGAAAAAUGGGGUGUCAAUGUGCAGCCGUAUUCUGGCUCUCCUGCAAACUUUGCUGUUUAUACUGCUAUUGUGGAGCCCCAUGGGAGAAUAAUGGGACUGGAUCUUCCUGAUGGAGGUCACUUGACUCAUGGUUUUAUGACCGAAAAGAAGAAAAUCUCAGCAACAUCUAUAUUUUUUGAGUCUAUGCCUUACAAGGUAAACCCUGACACGGGAUACAUAGACUAUGACAGACUUCAAGAAAAUGCUAAACUAUUUCAUCCCAAACUAAUAAUUGCAGGUACAAGUUGCUAUUCUCGUAACCUUGACUACGCUCGCAUGAGACACAUUGCAAAUGAGAAUGGUGCAUAUUUGAUGGCUGAUAUGGCACACAUCAGUGGCUUAAUUGCGGCUGGAGUUGUUCCAUCGCCAUUCGAACACUGUGACAUUGUUUCAACAACUACGCACAAGACACUGAGAGGAUGCCGGGCUGGACUUAUUUUUUUCAGAAAAGGUGUCAGAAGUAUUGAUGCAAAAGGCAAGGAGAUUAUGUACAACUUGGAGUCUCUUAUCAACCAAGCCGUUUUUCCUGGUCUGCAGGGGGGACCACACAACCAUGCCAUUGCAGGGGUAGCUGUAGCUUUAAAGCAAGCAAUAACUUCAGAGUUCAAGGCCUAUCAGAUGCAAGUUUUAGCCAACUGUAAAGCUCUCUCCAAUGCCCUUAUUGACUAUGGCUACAAGAUUGUGACAGGGGGUUCUGACAACCACCUCAUCCUUCUGGAUCUACGUACCAAAGGCACUGAUGGAGGAAGGGCUGAGAAAGUUUUGGAGGCAUGUGCUGUUGCUUGCAACAAGAAUACUUGUCCAGGAGAUAAAAGUGCUUUACGUCCGAGUGGCCUGAGGUUCGGCUCUCCAGCUCUAACAUCGAGAGGUUUUGUUGAAAAAGAUUUUAAGAAAGUGGCAGAGUUCAUCCACAAAUGUAUUGUCUUGACAUUGGAAGUGCAGAAAAGUAUGGAUCCUAAGGCGACCCUCAAGGAGUUUGUUCAGUCUUUGUCCCAGGGGGAGAAGUUUCAACAGCAGAUAUCUGUGAUCAGAGCUGAGGUGGAGGCCUUCGCUGGUCAGUUCCCUAUGCCUGGUUUACCUGAGCUGUAG
Messenger RNA from Knipowitschia caucasica, 1449 nucleotides. Lineage: Eukaryota; Metazoa; Chordata; Actinopteri; Gobiiformes; Gobiidae. The record is from the annotation of a GenBank genome assembly.